CAUCUCAUCCCAUAUCCGAGCACUAUAUAAGGUCUGCCCCUUCUCAAGUUGUCAGUCUCGUCAAGAACUCCACCAGACCUCCAUCAUGAAGUUUGUUGCUCUCGCUGUCACCUUGCUGCUGGCGGUUGGGUCUCAGGCUGCUUCGCUGCAGUCUGACGCACCCAGCGCCGUAGCCCAUGCCCGGGCUGCUCUGGACGUCUAUUUGACCGAAGUGAAAGAAAGUGCCCAAAGAGCCCUGGGUCAACUUGAUGAUACAGAGUACAAAGAAUUCAAAGACUUAAUCAGUUCGCGCAUAGAGGAGUUGCACACUCAGCUCAAAGUUGUGCAAGGUUCCAUUUCUCCCAUCACCGACGGUGUGGUUGCUACAAUCUCUGAACUGACUCAAGAUUUCCAAACUAAGGUCAACGCUGAUAUUGAUACCUUGAAGGUGCAACUCAAGCCACUGAAUGCAAAACUGCACGACGUUGUUAACAAGCACGUUGAAGAGUACCGUACACUUCUGGAGCCUGUGGUCACAGAGUACCAGGCCAAGCAUGAGGCCGAAAUGGCGAGUCUGAAAGCCAAGCUGGAGCCCGUCAUGGAAGAGCUGCAGAAAAAGAUAGCUGUCAACGUUGAGGAGACCAAGAGUGCUCUCACGCCCAUCAUUGAAGCUGUGCGUGAAAAGGUUACUCACCGCCUGGAGGAUCUGAAAGAAAUUGCAGCACCUUAUGUGCAGGAAUACAAAGACCAGAUGCAAACCGCCUACAAACAAGCAAAAUCCGUCACAGCAGAAGACCUCGCUGCCAUGAAAGAGAAGAUAAACCCUCUUGUUGAAGAUGUCAAGGCGAAACUCCAAACUAUCUUCCAGACCAUCUUUGAAACCUUCAACGGAAAGGCAGAAGAUUCAUGAAUACAUACACACUUAGCACAGGCGUGCUUUCGUUGUCACAAACCAAGGCCAGUUACUGACCUUUUUUUUUUGUCUAUGUAUUCAUUGUAACUGGGUUAUCACGAGCGGAUCUGUGAUGACGGAUGUCUCAUGAAAACUGCUUGGGCAAAAGACAGCUGAAUAAACAUCUUCCUGUUUAUGAAACCUUU
This is a messenger RNA of Hippocampus comes (tiger tail seahorse), 1077 nucleotides long. Its product is annotated as apolipoprotein A-I. The record is from RefSeq and is a predicted model, not a curated record. Gene Ontology annotation, molecular function: cholesterol transfer activity; phosphatidylcholine-sterol O-acyltransferase activator activity; phospholipid binding. Lineage: Eukaryota; Metazoa; Chordata; Actinopteri; Syngnathiformes; Syngnathidae. The coding region runs from base 86 to 889 and encodes 267 amino acids. Gene Ontology annotation, biological process: cholesterol efflux; lipoprotein metabolic process; acylglycerol homeostasis. The transcript has 4 exons. Gene Ontology annotation, cellular component: very-low-density lipoprotein particle; extracellular region; extracellular vesicle.